This is a messenger RNA of Trachemys scripta elegans, 2566 nucleotides long. RefSeq names its product RASD family member 2 (gene RASD2). The transcript has 3 exons. The record is from RefSeq and is a predicted model, not a curated record. The coding region runs from base 751 to 1551 and encodes 266 amino acids. NCBI's taxonomy places the organism in Eukaryota, Metazoa, Chordata, Testudines, Emydidae. Gene Ontology annotation, molecular function: GTPase activity; GTP binding.
GGAGUGAGCCAAUUAUCUGUGAGUUCUGCAGAAGGAAAACCUGCAACUUACCAGCUGCUGGGGGAGAGAGACAGCGAGAGAGGCAGGGAGGAAGAAUCAAUAGACAAAUUCUAAAAUUUAAAGAAAAAGCAAAGCAUUUUUAAACAAAUCUUAGAUGAGGGGGGAAAUCUUUUAUUUGCCAGGAUUUUUUGCAGUGCAAGUGUGAGGGUGUACUUUCAAACCUGCUAUCAUAAGAAACUCCCAGGCCCCCCUCUUAACCCCUAAUUUGCUUCCCCCUCUUUAUUUCACAGGGUCUACCUAGAAGCACCAUGGGUCAGCUGAAUGCACACACUAGCCUUGACAGCUAGGUGUUGCACCAGAGGCCACUUCCACCCACAUGAGUCUACGAAUUACAAGUUGCAAGAAAAGCAAGUGUGAGUGGGAGACCUAGUGAACUGAGAGUACCAGGAGAAGAGCAAACCUCUUCAGAGGGGAGAAAGAACAGGAGUACUUCUGGUACAGAGAGUCUACUUUGGACCAUGUCAAUCUUCUGACCCAAUAAAGAUCACCCAUGGGGAACCAGCCUCUGGAGCGCUCUGGUCUUUCCCAGUCCAGCUAGGGUCCAAAGUGGUGGAGAAGAGCCCAGCCCAGUGACUUGGGAUCCAGAAAAGAGCAGCGGCAGCAGCAGCCUCUGAUUAAAACCAUCAAGACAGCUUCAUCCACGACACUAGGAUUCAGGACUUCUCCUCCCAACAAGGAAAGCACCAAGCAAUGAUGAAGACUGUGUCCAGUGGGAACUGCACCCUAAGCGUGCCAGCCAAGAACUCCUACCGCAUGGUGGUGCUGGGAGCCUCCAGGGUGGGCAAGAGCUCCAUCGUCUCACGCUUUCUCACUGGCCGCUUUGAGGACCAGUACACUCCCACCAUUGAGGAUUUUCACCGCAAGGUCUACAACAUCCGGGGAGACAUGUACCAGUUGGACAUCCUGGACACAUCUGGGAAUCACCCUUUCCCUGCAAUGAGGAGGCUUUCUAUACUGACAGGAGAUGUUUUCAUCCUGGUGUUCAGUUUGGACAACAGAGAAUCCUUUGAUGAGGUCAAGAGGAUCCAAAAGCAGAUCCUUGAAGUCAAAUCCUGCCUGAAGAACAAGACCAAAGAGGCAGCUGACCUCCCCAUGAUGAUCUGUGGAAACAAAAAUGAUCAUAGUGAAAUCUACCGCAAGGUGCGCUCAGAGGAAGCAGAGAAGCUUGUCUCCAGCGAUGAGAACUGUGCUUACUUUGAAAUUUCAGCCAAGAAGAACACGAACGUGGAUGAGAUGUUCUAUGUCCUCUUCAGCAUGGCCAAGCUACCUCACGAGAUGAGCCCUGCCCUUCACAGGAAAAUCUCUGUCCAGUAUGGCGACGCCUUCCACCAAAAAUCCUUCAGGAUGCGCCGGGUCAAAGAGAUGGAUGCCUAUGGCAUGGUCUCCCCCUUCGCUCGCCGACCCAGUGUCAACAGUGACCUGAAAUACAUCAAAUCCAAAGUUCUCAGGGAAGGCCAGGCAAGGGAGAGGGAGAAAUGCACUAUCCAGUGAAGGGGUAUCCGCCAUUUUGAGUGAAGUCAUUGUGUUGGUGCAGUGCCUUAAAGAAAACGGUUUGAGAACGGGUUCAUAGUACCCACCUGAUGGAGGAUGCCCACCAUGACCGUAAGCAUGGCUCUUCCUCAGACCUCCACAGCAUCGCUAAUGUAAAUAGUAAACUUCCAAGCUACCCUUGUAAACAGUUGAGGAAAUCAGAGGUCUGAAAGGUGACUGGCUUCUUCAUUUCUUAAUUAAGUUCCUUUUCGUUCUUCUCCUGUCUGAAGAACUUGGACUUGUAAAGAAGGAUUUGCCUCUUGCCCACCCAGGGAAUAGGCCAGUAACACACAAAAGGCAUUGGGUCUGUGUAAAUAACAGUAACCCAUUAUUCAUCUGCUGAGAAAAACAAAUGUCUUUUUUCAAGCAUACUUUAAAAAUGCUCCAGUUUACCCAUCUUCAUUCAACGGAUAAUUGUAUUAACCCAGGCUCUUCAGAUUGAGGGUGGACUCUAUACAUGGGUGUGCAAUUCUGACUGGCCAGUUAGAUGACCUCUAGUUUGCUGUAUCUUAGAAAGUCUGGGAGUGAUGAAAUUUUGCUGUACCGGUGGCAAUUUCUAACAGCCAUUGACGUAAACGUCACUUUUGUAUUAUAGCUUUAAUCUUGUUUUUGUUUUGUUUUUUCAAGUGAAACCAGAUGGCAAUUGUGUAUUUGAAAUGAAAACCGUGUCUCUGUUCUAGAAUUGCCAAGUAUUUUCAGUUUUAAGGUUACAUAAUAUGUACAGUAAUUGAAAGUGAAAUUGUUGUACUGUAAAGCCAACACAUCUGACUGCUAGCUAUCCUCAUGUGUGAUUGUGUCUCAAAACAAGCACAAAUCUGUUACAGGUACUCUGAAUACUUCAUUAUAAAUACUAACUCUGCCCACCUCUCUAUCAGAGCAAUGGUUCCUUCCUCCUGUCUUUGACAAGAGAUUAACCCGAUUUGAAUUUUGGCUUGAACUAUUAUAGAAAGAGGUUUGGACCCUCCUCUGGAAUUCA